GACCCACUCCUUCUAGCCAUCUAGAUUCCUCAAUCCCAUUCACCUGCAACCUUACAAACCCGGCCUCUCUUUCGCCGCCUACAAACUAAGGCCUUUGCGACAACCAACAACCUCAGUUCAUAUUGCGAAGAUCUUGCCAACUUGUUCAUUCAUUCAUUUCCGGGCAAUACAAAAUGGCGCCUCAAAAUAUCAAUAUCUUUGUCACGACCUUUUCAGGCUUAGGCCUACCUCCUACUCUGUCCUUUCCCGUUCCUCCAACCACAACACUCUCUGACCUACAUCAUCGCAUCGAAGACCGAUUACCACAAACCGAUGCACGACUUAUCCUAACCACUCUAUCCAAUAAACAACUCCUAUCCACAUCUCGAGAACUAGUCUCCGAUCUCUGCGACACCGAUGAUGCAUUCGUAUCCUUGCGAUUGUCACUUCCGCUAUGCGGUGGCAAAGGUGGUUUCGGGUCCCAGCUUCGAGCUGCCGGAGGUCGAAUGUCAUCAAAGAAGAAGAAGAACCGGGGAGAUGAGAAUGGAUCUAGCAGGAAUCUUGAUGGACGUCGACUAAGAACAGUUAAUGAAGCCAAGGCCUUGGCUGAAUACCUAGCCAUCAAGCCUGAGAUGGAGCAGAAAGAAAAGGAGAAGCGACGUGAGCGAUGGCAACAGAUCGUCGACGCUGCGGAUGAGAAGGAGCACGAGAUCAGGAAUAGUACAAAAGGCAGACUGGAUGGCAAAUGGGUAGAGGACAAGGAGGAGGCUAGUGAGCGAACGCGCGAAGCGGUACUUGCUGCGAUCAAGGCAGGGAACUACAAGGACAACCUACUCGGCACAUCGCAUGGUUCCACAUCUAAUGAGGAUAUCGAGGAGGAAGAUGAAGAGGACUCGUCAAGCGCGGAAGAAACAGGAGCAUCGAGUAGCUCUAAGGUCCCGACGCCGCCGACAAAUUCGAACUCGAAGAAGCCGGUCACGAGAGCAUUCGCCGGAUUUGACGAGGACGAUGAAUUCAUGAGUUCAUCUGAGGAGGAAGAAGAGAAAUAAUUAUGGAAGCGACUGUAUAAUACCAAUGAUACCCACGAAUACAUUAUAAUUAAAGAUUGCGUUUAAGAUGGAGUAACUUCUC
Molecule: messenger RNA, 1110 nt
Organism: Hypoxylon trugodes
Lineage: Eukaryota; Fungi; Ascomycota; Sordariomycetes; Xylariales; Hypoxylaceae
Product: telomere stability and silencing-domain-containing protein
Exons: 1
Coding region: 174-1028 (284 amino acids)
Cellular component (GO): nucleus
Source: RefSeq, a predicted model, not a curated record